This is a messenger RNA of Calypte anna (Anna's hummingbird), 2910 nucleotides long. RefSeq names its product shootin 1 (gene SHTN1). The transcript has 17 exons. Bases 158 to 2035 code for a protein of 625 amino acids. The record is from RefSeq and is a predicted model, not a curated record. Lineage: Eukaryota; Metazoa; Chordata; Aves; Apodiformes; Trochilidae.
CGGGAGUCUGGGCAUGUGCAGAGCGGGGCCGGGCCGCUCGCCGCGCCCGCCGCGCCCCGGGGCUUCGGGAGCUGCCUCCGCCCGCCCUCUGCCAGGUGUGCAGCCGCCUUAGGUGAGGCGGAGAGGGGGAGCCGCUGGCCGGCGGCGGAGAGGCAGGAUGAACAGCUCCGACGAAGAGAAGCAGCUGGAGCUCCUCGCCAGCCUAAAGGAUCAAGCUAUUGGUGAAUAUGAAGAGCUUAGAGCAGAGAAUAAGAAAACGAAAGAGGAGUGUGACAAAAUCAAGCAGGAACGAGAUGAGGCUGUCAAAAAACUGGAGGAAUUUCAGAAAAUUUCUCACAUGGUUAUUGAGGAAGUAAACUGUAUUCAGAACCAUCUUGAAAUUGAGAAGACGUGCCGUGAAAGUGCUGAGGCUUUGGCUUCUAAGCUGAACAAAGAAAAUAAGACCUUGAAAAGAAUUAGUAUGCUUUAUAUGGCAAAACUGGGCCCAGAAAUUAUCACUGAAGAGAUUAACAUUGAUGAAGAUGAUUCAUCCACAGAUACAGAAGCUAACUCUGGAUCAUGCAACUCUGUGCAUUGUCAGCAGCAAAUAAAAGAGCUGCGAGAUCAAAUCGUAUCUGUUCAUGAGGAAAAGAAGACCUUAGCCAUUGAACUGGAAAACCUGAGGUGCAAACUUGUAGAAGUAAUUGAAGAAGUGAAUAAAGUGAAAGAAGAAAAGGCUGCUUUGACAACAGAAAUUAAUCAGCAGCAAAAACUAUUGGACAAAUGUAACAGAGUGUCUGUGAUGGCCGUAGAGGAAUAUGAAGAGCUUCAUGUAAACUUUGAGCUGGAAAAGAACCUGCGGCAGAAAGCAGAAUCAUUUGCACAAGAGAUGUAUAUUGAACAAAACAAGAUGAAAAGACAAAGUCAGUUGCUUCUGCAAAAUGCUGCUCCUGAUCAACAGCUUUUGAAGGCUUUGGAUGACAAUGCCAAGCUCACCCAUGCAUUAGAAGAAGAGAGGCUUCAACACCAACAAAAGAUCAAAGAAUUGGAAGAGCAGCUAGAGAAUCAAGCACUGCAUAAAGAGAUUAAUCGUCUUAAACAGCAACUAGAACUUUUGGAAGAAGAUAAAAAGGAAUUAGAGCUUAAGUGUCAAAACUCAGAAGAAAAAGCUAGAGACCUAAAGCAUUCAGUUGAUGAGCUUCAAAAACGAAUACAGCAGUCUGAGAACCCUCCACCACCUCCUCCCCCACCACCUCCUCCUCCUUUGCCUCCUCCCCCUCCUCCUAACCCUAUAAGGUCUCUCAUGUCAAUGAUUCGCAAGAGAUCUCACUCCAACACCAACGUGAGCAAGAAGGAGAAACCUCCCCAGCAGGAGUCAGGUGAAGAAGUUACAGAUCUGAAGAGACAAGCUGUUGAAGAAAUGAUGGACAGAAUUAAAAAGGGAGUUCAUCUGAGACCAGUCAACCAGUCAAGCAGGCCUAAAACAAAGCCAGAAACACCAAAGCCCUCUGAAAGUGCAAUGAAAGAAUUAAAAGGGAUUCUGGAAACACUGAAUAAAUCCACGAGUUCCAGGAGUUUGAGGUCCCUUGAAACAGAGAGCAGUGAGACAGAGCUGGAACGAGUUCUGCGGCGCCGGAAAGUCACCACUGACCAGGACAGUGGUGGUCCCACUGGAACUCUGGCUACAUCAGAAUCAAAAUCUUUGCCUGUGCUGGGUUCAGGAGCCAGUGCUGCACAAACAGCAUUGAACAAGAAAGACCUGGAGACAGAAUUCAGCUCCAAAGUCCCCGACUCAGGUCCUGUCUCCAGCCAGCCUAAGGGAGUCCCGGGCUCCAAGCUGACAUUACAAUCAACGAGUCAUACAGAACUUACAAGAAAAGCUUCUAGAAAUGAAAAAGAGACAGAGUCUGUUGUAGUUUUAGAUCCUGUUUCCACCAGAGGGGAUCAGAAGUCUGAAAACACACUGAAUCAAAACAAAGUGAAAGAAAAAAGCAAGCCGGUCCAUAAAGAAACUAAUGCUGAGAAAAUAAAAGAAACAGACAGUUCUAACUGUUAAUUGUUAUGCUGAAAGGCUGUAACUUUUAGGAAUCAUUAUCUGGACAUGUAAAAUGCUUUGGUGUGUUACUAGGGGCUGCUGUCUGUACUCCAAACCGUUUUCAGUAAUAGAGAUGGAAAUGGUCUUUUUAUGCAGUUUUGUUACAUGCAUUAAAGUGGUUUUUGACUGUGUCUCACUCAAAACCCUUUUCCCGUUUUAAUUUUGCAGGUAUGGUUAUUUUUUUUUAGAUACUGUCAAUUACUUCUUUAAAACUAUUUCAAAAAGCUUUUUUCAUUACUCUCUGGAGUAAUCUCUCCCUUGCAUCUCUCUGGAAUGAGAUGGGUUGGGUUAGACCCUAUAAAGGUGAUUACAUAGACAUCAGCUUAAAAAUGGGGGUAUUACCCAUAAUUAGAAAAUCAGGUUUUCAACCCAUUGCUUUUAAAUGUAUUUUGAGAUCUACUUAAACCAAGAUCUUGUAGGGCUCCUUACUGCUGUCUCCUCACACUCUCUUGUGUGGAUGUGAAAAGCACAAGUGUAACACUUGUAUCUCAGAUUCCCUGCUGGACAGUGAGCCCAAAGACUGAAAAGCAGAGGCAGGGCAGGAUGUUGUUUUGGCACCAAGAAUUCUGGCUUUGGUUCUCAGUACCAAAAGUUUGUGGGUUGAGAUUGGUGCUCUCGUUUGGAUGGAGAGCUUUCCAAAAGAGUUGUUGUUGUCUCCUGGUUUGGUUUGGGUUUUUUUAAUUUUAUUUUAUUUCAGUCUUAAAGUUGGGAACUAUUGCAACUGCAUUUACUGCCACAAAAAAACCCACCUUAUUCUAGGUUCCUGUGAGUAGGAACUGUACCUGGGAAUCACUUAUCCUAGGGUAGCAAGUUAUUUGGAAUCAAUAUUCUGAGAA